GUGAAAAGUUAUGUGUUUUGUGUAAACAAAAAUGAUGGGAUCACGAUUUAGAUUUAUAUUAACGAUAUUUUUCGUAUCAACAUAUCUGGUACAAAAAGGUUCAUCUCAAAAUGUCGUAGCUGUUAAGGUACAAAAUCUUUUUAAAAUGCAACAUGGUUUGGGAUGGCCCCACACUCUUCGCGUGGCUCAAGGGAACGAAGCUUUACUUAAACUUGAUAGAACUUUGGAACAGCAAAAUUCUUGUGAAAUCACUCCACCGUCAGGCCUAACUUUUAACAUAAACUCCCCGCCAAGUACUAGAUAUACAAAAUGGACCGACGGAUGCGGAGUGAGAGUACGAAAUGUCACAAUGAAUGAUGAAGGGAGAUGGCGAUUGACUGCCAAUGGUUCAAACAAACUCACAGGUUGGACGGAAUUAUUUGUUGAAGAAUCUAAAACGUCUUACUCCGCGUCUCCAAUAUCUCUUCAGGACGGCCAAACGGAGGCGAAAAUCGAAUUGACUACGUUAGAGAAUUCAUAUUGCCUGGUGAAGAAACCUUUCGCGGAGAGUUCAUUGGUACCUGGACAAUGCAGUGUUACGCUCGAUCGCACGACCAGAGCUAUACAAGGCGUGUGGAAUGUACAGCUGGGUCUGCCCGGUCAAAUUGUCGAGUUGGAGCUACAACGACAAAUUACAGUCGAAACUGAACGCCUGGACGUUGGUUACGUAACAGACAAGAUUGAAAACAAGAUGCAUUUAUACUGUAAUAUUCUUCACACAUCCAAGAACAUCACAUUUUGUCGGUUCCAGAAGUCAUCGGAAAAUAUUGGUUACAAUGUUGUAGAUGGUCUCAGUGAUGGGCGGCACAGCUAUUAUGGAGAAGGUUUUGCAAAGAAGCAUUGUGGUAUAACGAUAGAAAAACCAACAGCUAAAGAUUAUGGCACCUGGCGGUGCUCUGUCGGUGUCCAGAUGUGGGAGGGAACAACGAUAAGAUCCCAACCUCCUAUGCAGGCUCUUGUUAGUGUUGCUCCUGAUACGAGAAGUUCCAGAAUAGCUCGCGAGUUACAGAAUUCUGAGAUGGAAGACAUAAGGACUAUUUUCGUUCAAAAGAAUAUGACAUUCACCAUCAUGUGCCGAGCCAGCAUAUCCCUGUCUUACUGUUGGUUUCAGCACCCGAAUGGAACUCAGUACACUCCCGGCAGACUGGAAACUGAUGACCAAUUGUUCUGGUAUACGGGAGAAAAUCUCCAAGUUGGAGAUUGCGGGAUCAGUUUCGCGCAUGUCACUUCAGAAGAUGCCGGUAAAUGGACUUGUCAUAUGGGUCCUAGAGAACAAUUGGGAGUGGAAAUAAUUGACAGCGUUUUUCUAAGAGUAACCGGACCUCUGGCUGCUAAUAAGAAGGAAGUUGUAGCUAAUAUUGGUGGUUCAGCAACUCUGUUCUGCCACACUGCCAAUGGUAACAGACCCUUGGAAUAUUGUAGAUUCCUAUCGCCAACAUUUGUGGGUAUACGGGUCGACCAGUCGGUGAGUGAAAGUAGUGCAAUAUUAAAUCGUUACUAUUUCACACCAAAUCGGAGUCUUGAUUACGGAGACUGCUCUUUAACUAUAAAUCCUGUUUACGAGGAGGACAUCGGAGAAUGGACUUGUGCCGCUUUGAUAAACGAAGAAAUUUUAGAAUCCCGGGAUCACAUAACUGUCUAUGCUAGUGUUGCAUCUGCACCACAGUUCACAGCUGGUAUUGUUGGUAUGUCAGUAGGUGUGGUUUUAUUGUUGGUGGCUCUCGCUGGAGUAUUGUGGUACCGACGAUAUCGACCAACUUUCCCUUGGAGUAGAACGCGCGCCCCAAGUUCGAUGAAUAACUUCUCAAUGAACACACGCACUUCAAAUGCAAGCUCACUUGAAAGCGAUAGAAGCAAUUAG
Messenger RNA from Papilio machaon (common yellow swallowtail), 1900 nucleotides. RefSeq lists its product as uncharacterized. The coding region runs from base 32 to 1900 and encodes 622 amino acids. The record is from RefSeq and is a predicted model, not a curated record. The transcript has 10 exons. NCBI's taxonomy places the organism in Eukaryota, Metazoa, Arthropoda, Insecta, Lepidoptera, Papilionidae.